Molecule: messenger RNA, 526 nt
Organism: Pocillopora damicornis (cauliflower coral)
Lineage: Eukaryota; Metazoa; Cnidaria; Anthozoa; Scleractinia; Pocilloporidae
Biological process (GO): glutathione catabolic process
Molecular function (GO): glutathione gamma-glutamate hydrolase
Source: RefSeq, a predicted model, not a curated record
AACAUGGCGGCAGAUUCCGGGGAAUCUUCGUUUCCUUUCAUUUCUCGUCGAUCUCCUGUUCUUUCCCUUCGUGGAGCGGUAGUUUCAAGUCAACCACUAGCAACAGACGCAGGAUUAAAAAUUUUACGAGCUGGUGGAAAUGCAGCCGACGCAGCAGUCGCCGUUGCCGCUUGUUUGAAUGUGACGGAACCUUGCAGUACCGGGAUAGGAGGAGAUGCGUUCUGUUUAUUUUAUGACGCGCAAAAAAAGAUUGUCAAAGGAAUCAAUGGGAGUGGACGAGCAUCAUCCAACUUAACAUUAGAUUGCCUGAAAAGAGCAGGUGUCGUAAAGCCUGGUGAUGAUCACUUGCCUUACACAUCUGCCCACUGUAUCACUGUCCCUGGGGCUGCUGCUGCUUGGUGCGAUACAGUGGAACAGUUUGGUAGUGGAGAGGUACUUGUAAUUGUAAUGACCUAUUAGGUUUCCCUUUUCACUCAAAAACAAGCCAUCAGAUUAUUAGAUUGAUUACUUUUAGCAUUUUUGAUUA